GUGAACUUGAAAAGGGAGAAACGGGUCUUUCGUUAUAUGUAAAGGAGUGGGCUUUGCAAUUAUCGAACUAACAACUUUCGUUUCUUCUUGAAUGAAUGUAAUCCUGCUUUUGACUUCUUCGACUUGCACACUAUAUGCAGUGCUGGAGUGGCCAGGAGACGUUUCACCAAGUGUGUUGAAGUCCUCUACUGGUUUAGACGUCUCUAAACUUUCUCCAAAAAAGUGGGGUUCUUCUGGAACCUCGAGCACUGCACUGGUUGCUCUUCUGGGUGGAGUCUCUUAUCUGCUUUCUCAAGGGAUUGAUAUCAGGCCUAACCUUGCUGCCAUACUAGGCCUAGCCCUUUUAGACUCUAUUUUCCUUGGGGGUACAUUUUUAGCUUUAAUUUCAAAUUACUGGCCUCCGUAUAGUCGUUGGAUGCUAGUUUAUGAAGCAGGCCACCUCCUUGUUGGUAUGUAAUACUCGCAUUGUUCACUUUAAUGUUAUCAUGGUUUUCGUAGUACAAAAUCUGAAAUAUGAAUCCCUGCAUUUGGACACUUUUUGCAUGGUCACUUCUGCAAGUUUAGCAGUGGCCAAAAGGCUGAUGUUCUCUUUAGUGUCUUCUGGUUCUUUGACAAUGAUCUUGACAUAUAACAUUGGGUUACAAGCAUAACUAAUUUUCUUUUGCUAAUUCAUUUGCAGCGUACCUUAUGGGUUGCGCAAUUCAUGGAGUUUAGAUCCAAUUGCUGCAACGCAAAUGGGCAUCCAAGGGCAGGCUGGAACUCAGUUUUGGGAUGAGAAAAUGAGUAAUGAGCUGGCUCAAUGACGGUUGAUUGGCUCUGCCUUUGACAGAUUGGUAUAACGAGGUGGUGUCUGAUGUUUGAUGCUGCCUAAAAAGUUAAAUAUUCUUUCCGUAGGUUGUUAUUACUCAUGUCUCUGACAAUCAGUUUUUGGAAAUACUGGCUACAAACUCUAAGAAAAUUUACUGACGUACUGCAUGGUGCUUUUUGCUGGUAUCACAGCUGAAGCUCUGGUUUAUGGUGCGGCUGAAGGUGGAGAGAAUGACGAAAACAUGUUUUGCAGCAUCCAUGUCCUUCUGCAGCACCAUUCUCCGUAGCUCAGAUGUCAAAUCAAGCAAGGUGGUCUGUUCUACAGUCUUUCAACCUGCUUAAAUGGCACAGGCAUGCUCGUCAAGUUGCUGUCACAGCUUUGGAAAGUGGUGGUAGUCUUAGCAUUGUAAUUAGGAGAAUUGAGGAAGCCGUGUCUUCUGGCAGAUGAUGUGCAGAAGGACAUAAACAUGCUGGUUUCUGUGGUCCAAUGGUGCUCAAGAGGUAAAUGUUAUCUUCGCACUCAUAGGAAGGCUUAAAUAACUGGAAUUUCUCCAUUGUCUCUGCUUGUAUGGCCGAACAUGGUGAACUGAGGGCACAGAAGUUUUGAAGCAUUACUCCAAUUAUCAUUCUUUACUCUAUUUCUGUACUAAAUACAAUUGCAUCUGUCAUCAAUUCUCAGAAAGAUUUUCCUCAAGUGAUAGGUUUCCAAGAUAAAUCCUAACAGGCUAUGUACAGUGGGUGGAGGGCACAAGAAGGAAGUAACAAAUUUUGAUAUUCAGCUGAUCAUUUUUGACACAAGUAGUCUAAGGAUAUCUUUCCUGUUGUUAUCUUUGCUGCAUUUAGACUGCAAAUGUGAAAGAAGGUUCUCAGGUGCUCAUCUUUUUGUAAACAUUUUAAGAUCCAAAUGCUAUUUUUUCCACCACUGUUUUGGUUGGAAGAAUGUUAGGUUUUGAGCCAUGGCCUCUUGAUUGUACCCUUAAUUAAUUUGAUUUUGGUUUGUACCCUUAAUUAAUUUGAUUUUGGUAUAAGCUUUUGUACCAAUCAUGCUGCCUCCGUAUUCUCUUGGAACAAAAGGCUACAACAUUU
Molecule: messenger RNA, 1893 nt
Organism: Rubroshorea leprosula
Lineage: Eukaryota; Viridiplantae; Streptophyta; Magnoliopsida; Malvales; Dipterocarpaceae
Source: the annotation of a GenBank genome assembly